AUGCUGAUGAAGCCUGCUGAGCCAAAUUACCAAGAAUUCCUCAGCAAGGUCUUUGGCAUUGUGCAGCACCCUGAGGCUGCUGCUCCUACUCCUUCUCCUCCUCCUCCUGUUGCUGAUGGUGUUCCUUUCAGAACCACAUUGCAAUCAUUUCAGUUUUAUGAGUCUGAGUACAGCAACUUCUCUUCUUAUGUGAGGGAUUCUGGGAAUGCAGUGAAUGCAGCCCUGAAGACCACAAACUCCCCAAAAGUUGGAGGUGACUUUGCCCUGAAACCCCUGCCAUCUUCCUACAACAGGCCAAAGGGAUUUGAUUACCUUCCUCAGGUCCUGCAGGAGUCUGGUCAGCAGAAAAGAAAAGCCAGGUCACCACCUCAGAUGAGACCAGCUGUGAAGAUCCCUGCCAGUGAGAAAGCAGUCAGGGUUGCCAACCAGUCUGACAAGCCUGCCAGGAAGGUUGCCAGAGCAGCAGUGAGCAUGGAGCCAGCAGCCAAAACCCCAGAACCCAAAACCCCACCUCCCAAAAAGCAGCAGCAGCAGCAUCAGUUACCUGAAAAAGAUUCAAAGCAGCAGAACCUAAUGACACCCAUCAGACCCGCAAAGUGGGUUCUGCAGGACACCAAGGACAGGCGGGCCAGUGAAGACCGGAAACUCGGCCCCAGAGGAAUGAGUGGCCCUGGGAUUUUUAGCCAAAACCCUCAUCAACAGCAAAGGCAACCCCAAGCAGUGCCCCUGAAAACCAUUGCAAAUGAGGAUGAUGAUGAGCUGAUGGGACCCUAUGACUUCAGGAAGCUGCUGAGGAAGACCAACAUUGCCCCCACAGAGUCCCUCAAGCUGAGGAAGGGUCUCAUCAACCCCAAGACCAGUGUUUUCCCUGUUACCAGCAACUCUUGGUCAGCCAAUGAGUCUGUUCUUAGGUCUGACCUCAGAGCCAGACUCCAGCCUGUUGCCAAAAUAUGACUCUUAACUUAAUUUGUCUGUUGUUUUCUCUGUUAUUUUUUUUUGGAGUGUGAUGAUAUAUGCCUUGGAUGUGAAUGAAGAAACCCAGUGAUAUUCCCUGUG
Messenger RNA from Notodromas monacha, 1056 nucleotides. NCBI's taxonomy places the organism in Eukaryota, Metazoa, Arthropoda, Ostracoda, Podocopida, Cyprididae. The record is from the annotation of a GenBank genome assembly.